UUAUCUUGCCGGGACCAGCACAAUCCCGGGAGGACUUGAUCACCCACGUGUAGUACUUAUCUCUGUGUAGGACAUCAGCUGGCUCUCAUCGCUUAAAAAUGGCUCGUACCCUUCUCUUAAUCAUCGGGGCAUUAUUUAAUACCAUCCUUGCUGCUCGGGUACCGACCAAACACGGUACUACUGUCGCUGCCCCAACGAUUCCCGUUGGAACUCCAGAUUCUACUGUCGCUGCUACAACAAUUCCAGUCGGGGACCCAAACUGCAAGGACAGCAUCCCCAAUUGCGACACAUACGGCCAUGCUUCCUGUACUGGGCCAUACGAGUCGUGGGCUAAGACCCACUGCCAAGCCUUUUGUGGCUUCUGCAUACCCAUCACCUCCCCCUUUGUGUGCGCCGACAAGGUGCGCUGUAUUGAGUAUGGCGCGGACCUCUGCUCCAACCCGGACUACGUCGGUUUCGUAGAGAAAAACUGUGUCAAGUACUGCCACAUGUGCCCAGGUGAUGUUACCACGACGCCCAUUCCAAAAACAGGGUGUUUCGAUGACUUCGAGCGGUGUGACGAGUUCGGCAAGGGUACCUGUACUGGCUACCCCAACUGGUCUAAACUCUUCUGCUCCAAAUACUGCGGCUUCUGCAAGUCGACGGGCGAGACUGGUGGUGUGACCGACGCAGUGUCUACAACACCUGCUUCCACUACAGUUCAAGAUCUUGAUUGUUUUGACCGGAGAGACUGUUCUGCAUACGACAUCAAGACAUCGUGUUGUGGGUCGUACGAGGCUUUCUCCAGAUACAACUGUGCCAGACACUGCCGAUUUUGUGCCCCAAAGGUUACCCCCGCCCCCCUUUGCACCGACACUGACCCCAUCUGCAGCAGCUACAACGCCGACCUGUGCAACAACUCCAAGUACGACAGCUUCGCCCGUGAACACUGCGCUGGAUAUUGCAAGAUCUGCGACCGCCCAGUGUACCUUCCCGAAUGCGCCAGAGGAAACACAACCACCACAGGCUCUGUGACAGUUUCCGGUCAAACGGGGCCACCAACGUCCCCACAGUCUACCCCCACGACGACCCCGGCGCCGGGAACGAGAUGCACUCAAGACGAGAAGUACUAUAGUCAGGGGGAGAGUUGGUACACCGCAGACUGCUACAAGAGCUGCACCUGCCACGACCCCACCACCAACGACAUACGCUGUGGACCCCUCAGGUGCCCGAAGUGGGAGUCGAACUGCGAGGUGGUGCUGGUGCCAGGAGCCUGCUGUCCUAUACUCAAGUGUAACUACUUCAACACAAUACACGGAGAGAGAACCCAAGAAGGCCAAACUUUGAUAGGGAAAUAGCGUGUAUAUGGUACCAGUAAUAAACUGAUUCAUUGUA
Molecule: messenger RNA, 1374 nt
Organism: Haliotis rufescens (red abalone)
Lineage: Eukaryota; Metazoa; Mollusca; Gastropoda; Lepetellida; Haliotidae
Exons: 15
Coding region: 99-1337 (412 amino acids)
Molecular function (GO): protein binding
Source: RefSeq, a predicted model, not a curated record